This is a messenger RNA of Schistocerca piceifrons (Central American locust), 666 nucleotides long. RefSeq lists its product as uncharacterized. Bases 1 to 666 code for a protein of 221 amino acids. The transcript has a single exon. The record is from RefSeq and is a predicted model, not a curated record. Lineage: Eukaryota; Metazoa; Arthropoda; Insecta; Orthoptera; Acrididae.
AUGGGUUCUGCCCCCGUUUCCUUGGCCCAGUAUAUGGUACCCCCAUCCUGUGGCUCACCCUCAUCUGCUGCCGCACUGUACUAUCCACCAGCUCACAAGCCUGACUUACCACCAUUUAAUCAGGCUAACCCACGCAUCUGGUUCGCCAUUGUGGACAGUAUUUUUCAUAUUCUCCGAAUUCAUGAGGAUGACACAAAAUUUGCUCUCCACGUCAGUCACCUCCAUAAUUUCAUGGAGUUAUUUUCUGAUAUUAUACUUGACCCACCUGCACAUGACAAAUAUGUUGCACUUAAACAAGCCAUUAUCGAGCGCGCUUCGUGCUCCAAAACUGAAUUGUUACGCCAAGCAAUUUAUCACAAACCACCCGGAGACCAGUCUCCAUUCCAGUACUGGCGAUACUUACAAGCUAUGGUUCCCAAGGAAGCCCUGCCAGACGACUCCCUUUGGACUAUUUGGUUGGAUACAUUCCCUUUAACCUUGCAGUUAACGCUCUUGCCUCAGAGACACCUUUCCCUAGAUGCUAAUCUGCGCCUAGCAGACGAAGCUUAUACCCUAUUCAAACCCCAUCAACCAGUUGCUGGUUCCAACAGUUUCAUCUUACAAUCUUUACACCUUCCUACAUCCCCUGGCGACCACGCAGGACGUGAUGCACUCUUCGCCAACUGA